This is a messenger RNA of Eremothecium gossypii ATCC 10895, 2637 nucleotides long. Its product is annotated as ACL205Cp. The record is from RefSeq and is marked provisional. Bases 1 to 2637 code for a protein of 878 amino acids. Gene Ontology annotation, biological process: transmembrane transport. The transcript has a single exon. Gene Ontology annotation, molecular function: oligopeptide transmembrane transporter activity. NCBI's taxonomy places the organism in Eukaryota, Fungi, Ascomycota, Saccharomycetes, Saccharomycetales, Saccharomycetaceae.
AUGAGCAAGAUCUCUGAAGGUGUCGGGGACCCCCCUUCGUAUGGUAGCCGCUCACCAAGCUUAUCUAGUCACGACAAGGAAAAGGAAAAAUACAAUGCUGGUGCAGAAGAGCAAGUUACCGCGGAGGUUCUCACAGACGAGCAAUUGGUGUACCUCAUCUCUCGAAUGGGCUACGACCACCCCAGAGAUCUCAGCGAUGUGCCUGCUUCAGUAAGAUACCUGGAGUCGAAGCUUGCGGAAUUGGAUAUCGAGAAAUGCUUGAGAAUAAUCGAUCUGAGCUUUGAGAUACAUAAUGAGGACUUCAAUUUAAAGACUGAUGAUUGGAAUGAUUUAGUUCGUUUCUCGAAGAGAGAUUUUGACCCCGAAGAUCCGCAGCAUGUGUUCGAACUUAAAACUGUUGCAGGGAUUUUCGAGUACUACUCGCCGUACGUGGAAGUGAGGGCGGUCGCGAGCCCUGUGGAUGAUCCAACGAUUCCAGUAGAGACUUUCCGUGCCUAUUUCUUGGCGACUUUUUGGGUGGUUGUUGGGAGUGCCUUGACCAUGUUCUUUUCGGAGAGACAGCCUUCAAUCGCUCUCAGUAUAUCUGCGGUGCAGAUGCUGGUGUAUCCCUGUGGACUCCUGUGGGCGCGCUUGAUGCCAUGCUGGGGCUUCAACGUCUAUGGCCGCAGGAUUGCACUCAACAUCGAUAGUCCGUGGACCGAGAAGGAGCAGAUGUUUGUGACGCUGUUGUACGGUAUCACUACUGGCUCGUUCUACGCGAACUAUAAUAUUUUAACGCAGCACAUUCACUACAGAAGCCCUAUGCCAUAUGCGUAUCAAUUGCUACUAUCAAUUCCACUCCAGUUCUUGGGGUUUGGCUUGGCUGGAAUCAUGAGAAAAUACGUGGUGUAUCCAGCGACUGCUAUGUGGCCAUCCAUAAUGACUACGAUAGCGCUGAAUAAGGCGAUGAUGAGCGACGAGCACUCGGGGGGGUUUGGUAGAAAAAAGAUGUUCUACUUGACUUUUGCAAUUAUUUUCGUAUACAAUUGGUUUCCGACAUACCUUUUCGAAGCCUUGAGUACUUUUAACUGGAUAACUUGGAUAAAACCGGAUAACUUCAAUCUUGCGACUGUCACUGGCGGAAUUAAUGGCGUGGGACUGAACCCACUUUCGACGUUGGACUGGACUAACAUUGGAGUGGGCGGUUUUUAUCUUCCAUUCAGAGUAACGCUGACUAUGUAUAUGGGAGGUCUACUUGCAGCACUAAUCACUCUCGGCGUCUAUUAUAUGAACUACAGUGAAUGUCAGUUUCUUCCAAUUUUCACGCAAAGCUUAUAUAAUAACAAAGCAAAAGUGUACCAAGUAGAGGAAAUACUGACUGAAGAUCGAUUACUCGAUGAGCAGAAGUUCCAGAAAUACGGAUUUCCAUAUUAUACUGCAGGUAACAUGGUGGCGUAUGGUUGUUUUAUGUGCGUUUACACAGCGCUUGUGGUGAGCUCCAUCCUGCAGCAGGGGGCAUUUUAUAUGCGGGUGUAUAAAGCCUGGAUCCUAGAUCUAUGGUCACUGAGAACGCGUAGCGGGUUGCGUGAAGCCUUCAGUAACGAAAAGCACGUGUUAGACGAAUUCCACGACCCACACUGUCGGAUGAUGAGGAAAUACAAAGAAGUACCUGAGUGGUGGUACAUGUCAAUAUUUGUGGUUUCAAUCGUGAUUGGAGUCAUCGUGGUGACAACGUUCAAAACCAAUACACCUGUGUGGGGAUUAUUUCUAGCCGUAGGCUUAAACUUCAUUCUGCUUCUUCCAAUUACGUUACUACAAGCCACGCGCGGUGUUACUAUAGGACUGAACCUGUUGCUGCAAAUGAUCAGUGGCCUGGCAUUGCCAGGAAAUCCUUAUGCGCUAAUGUUUAUCAAGGCAUUCGGGUAUAAUAUUGAUGGCCAAACUGAUAACUAUCUCAGCAAUAUGAAGAUGGCACACUACGCGAAAAUACCACCUAUCCCACUAUUUAGGGGACAGCUUUUAAUGGUUCUGAUACAGGUCUUUGUGAAUCUUGGCGUUAUAAAUUGGCAGCUUCAUAAUGUUGAGAACUAUUGCGAUCCUAAGCAGCGGUUCAAGUUCACAUGUCCCGGCGUCAGAACAUACUUCAAUGCUUCUGUCAUGUGGGGUGCUAUUGGACCAAGACGAAUCUUUGAACAUGUCUAUCCUAUCAUGAAAUGGUGCUGGUUAAUUGGGGCGUGCGUAGGAUUAUUCUUCGGAAUAUGGAAGAGGCUCAGUAUCAUGUACGACAAAAUACCGUACCCUAGACGUUUCAGUCCGGUGAUCUUCAUUAUUGGCAUGCUUUCUUUUGGUCCUCCCUAUAAUUUGCAGUAUAGUACCUCUGGUCUCUAUGUGGGCUUCAUUUCUAUGUUUUACUUGAAAAGAUACCACCUUCGUAUAUGGGAGAGGUAUAAUUAUGUCAUUGCUGCCGCCAUCACCUGCGGGGUGGUGUUUUCUGCUAUCUUGAUGUUUUUCUCCGUUCAAUGGAAGGACAUUGAACUUAACUGGUGGGGAAACAGUAUCUCAUAUGCGGGUCUUGAUUACGCUCGGGUGCCGCUUCUUAAUGUGACCGAAACUGAGAGAGGAUACUUUGGACCAGAGCUUGGCCACAUUCCGAAAUAG